AUGGACAUCUUCAUCGAUGCCUUGGUCGACCAAGAGGAAUUGCUGUGGCUCAACUGGUGCCGCCAAUAUCUCCAAGUCACCACCCUCUUGGAACUCACCACCGCCGACGGCCGCCGUCGCCGAUUGUUGCAGCCCCUCGGACCGUGGUCUGAUUCGCUAGACCGCUGGACCUGGCUCUUCUCUCGCACCGCUUUGAUCCUCUUCCAUCGGACGGCCGCAAGCCUGGCAAUCUACCGACCCAUCAACUCGCGUUCCCAUAAGACCUUCCGCAGGGAUCUUCACCACACCUGGACGGGAACCCUUCCCGGGGACGUCCAAAGGGCAUCAGUCAACCUUCACCCACGGACAGCCUACGUCACUGUCACGGGCACGGCCCCGGUAGAUCCACCAGACCCGGAGUCCUUGCCAGCCUCGAUCCUUCACAUCUGGAGGGAAUUGGCAGCCGACAUGGACGACAAUUGGGGAUGGGUCCCGGAAUACAUCUACAUUGAAGGUGACAAACAAGUCCUACUGGAGGCACUGGAGAAGGGAAAGCUACGGGUGAUCAGCGAUGGCUCCUUCAAGCAACAAGUGGGCACAGCCGCAGUCCAGCUACAAACUAGACGGGGAGGGCACGUCAUCUGGAUCAAGUGCCGUACACCUGGUAAACGAGAGGAUCAGAGUGCGUACCGGAGUGAACUUAUCGGUCUGUUAGCUGGUAUCUUGGUGGCUUCUUGGCUCCGCCUACGCCUACAGUCCCUCGCCAAGCCACGAGUCUGUGUGGCGUGUGAUGGGAGUGCCGCGCUUCGCCAGGCCUUCUCGACUUGGCCGCUGUCUCCAAUCGCCCCACACUUCGAUCUCUUGUCCUCCAUCUGCGAGGCCCUCCGAGUUUCCAACAUAUCCUGGGCCGAACAACACGUGGGCGGCCAUGCUGACCAAACCAAGACAUGGCGACAGAUGUCUUGGUGGAAACGACGGAACUCCGAGGUGGACGACAUUGCCCAGGGCUACGCCGACGAGCUGAUCGCCACCAACGACACGAUCGCCACCAACCCCAAGUUCUUCUCUGAACCUUGUGCGAUCUACAUCGACAACGAGAAGGUCUCCUGUCUGGCCUUGGAAUCGGUCGACGAAGCCGUUCUCCUGCCGGAAUUGAUGGAAUACUGGGCAGCCAAAGGCCGCCUCGCUCCCGAACACUUCCGAUCGGUGGACUGGCCGAUAGUGCACCGAGCGAUGAAGUCUCUGAAGCCCGCCGAACAGCGCUUCAUCACAAAACACACCGUUGGGAUGUGCGGUGUCGGCAAGUUCCGUAAACGAUGCGGUCUCAACUCCAAGAACCGAUGCCCCUUGUGCGGCCUGGAGGAAGACCACCUACACGUUCCCCGCUGCCCUUCCGACCGGGCCAAGACCCAGUGGCAGCUCCUACUCCAAGAACUCCAAGAAUGGUUCCAGUCCACCACCACUGCUACACCCAUCGCCCAAUUCCUUGGGGCCCUUCUUUGCACCAUCCGCACCCCUAACAACCAGCCUCAAACAGAGACUCCGUGGUACCGCCUACACGGAAUGUCUUCUUCCGCCCUCACCCAAGUCUGUGAGGCUCAACUCCGCCUGGGCCCCCAAUGUCUCCUUGAAGGCCUUCUUGUCCACGGCUGGGCCGACCUCCAGCAACAAUUCUACCGCUCUCGCGGUAGUCGCCGAUCCGGUAACCUGUGGGCUGCCAAUCUAUCUUGA
Molecule: messenger RNA, 1710 nt
Organism: Cylindrotheca closterium
Lineage: Eukaryota; Bacillariophyta; Bacillariophyceae; Bacillariales; Bacillariaceae
Source: the annotation of a GenBank genome assembly